CGGCUGCCCUCCCGGGAUGAAGCCUCUCCAGCUGGAAUCCCUUCACUUCUCCUUCCCCCAGUGGAAUGGUGGUUUCUAGAGGUCUCAAGAUCGCCACGGCUGCAGAGUAAUCCGAGCAGCAGCUGGAGGCUCCGCACCGCCUCCCGUGCCCGGCUUCGGGGCUUUGAUUUCACACAGGGCUCCCUGUCUCCCCUCCUCUCCCUCCUCCUCCUCCUCCUCUCCGGGCCCUCCCCUCAACUCUCGGGAGCGAAGAGAAGCUGUUUGGUGGGUUUCUGGUGCUGGGAGGCUCGCAGGUCUGGAGCUUACUCAAGGGAAAAGCAUCCUGUGCUCCCUCAGACAGUCACACAGUGAGCAGCAGUAAGUGUCACCCCUGUGCAAGACUGAGCUGGGAAUAAAAGGAUGGAGAACAUGUUUGGAUGCUGGAAAGUCAUUGCAGUUUUGGCCCAGCAAUUUCUGUCCAGAGAUGAGAAAAGCAAGUGGAAAUAACCAAGACUGAAAAAUGUGAAAUGGAGAACAAUGCAUUUCCCGGCCUGGUUCAAUUUGCUGCUUCUCCUUCCUUGCGUUGGUACCACAAAAACCUGCUUCCCUGGCUGCCACUGUGAAGUGGAAACCUUUGGUCUCUUUGACAGCUUUAGCCUGACCAAGGUGGACUGCAGUGGAAUAGGCUCCCACAUUGUUCCUGUCCCAAUCCCUCUGGACACCACCUACUUGGAUCUAUCAUCAAACAAACUGGAAACAAUAAAUGAAUCGAUGCUUACUGGCCCUGGAUACACCACCCUGGUGAGUCUCGACCUGAGCUACAACAAAAUUGCCAAGAUUUCCUCCACAACGUUCUCCAGGCUUCGGUACCUGGAGUCCUUGGAUCUGAGUCAUAACUCUCUAGAAGUCCUUCCGGAGGACUGUUUCUCCAGUUCUCCUCUCAGUGACAUAGAUUUGAGCAAUAACAAACUUUUGGAUAUAGCUAUGGACAUUUUUGCUUCAAAAGGACAAGGCAAAUCCCUGAAUGUGGAUCUAUCCAAUAAUAUGCUCAGCACAAUUACAAGACACCAUGAAAAGAGCAUUCCCAACAUACAGAACUUAAAUCUUUCUGGAAACAGGCUAACAUUUGUACCAAACCUUCAAGGCAUUCCUCUGCGAUAUUUAAACCUUGAUGGAAACCCUCUGGUUAAGGUUGAGAAAGGAGACUUCACGGGGCUGAAAGACUUGAUUCAUUUAUCCCUCAGUGGCCUGCAGGGCUUUAGGGAGUUAUCUCCUCAGAGCUUCAAGGAUCUCCAAGCCCUCCAGGUUCUGGAUUUAUCCAACAAUCCCAACUUGAAGUCACUGUCUGCUGAAGUUAUCUUUGGCCUGAACUCCCUACAAGAGCUCAACCUCUCUGGGACAGGCAUAUCAUCCUUGCCAAAGACCUUGCUGAAAUACCUGCCUUCCAUCAAAAGCAUCACCUUAGGGAAGGACAUACAGUGUCUUAAGACCAUCAAAGAAGGACAGUACCACCGACAAAUUGGGCUGACCAAAAAAGAAGUCCUCAGUUGCUAUGACAGCCAUGGAUCCGUAGCAGCAGCACCUUAUGUUUUGUGAUGGAAAACUGGGGAGAAGAAGGGGUGGGGCAGGGAGGGUGGGGGGACAGGGGACUUGUACAGGUGUCGGACUGAGAUGGCUUGCAGUGUGCCUUUUGUAAAACUGUCAAUAAUUUAUAUAUUUGUAUUUGCCAAUAGCUGAUUGUUUGUGGAUUUUAUAAACUCUCAAAUCUCGGUCCGCGUUAUCCGCAGGCUCCGGAUUUUAGCCAGAGCAUCGAGAUCCUCACUCGUGCCAUUGGCUCAGGAGCAGUGAUGCUGGACCAUGUGGGGACAAGUUGCUCUGCAGGUCCCAGGGCAGAACACUCAGUCUGGAGCAAACCCUUCAUGCCUCAGACACGUUUGUAGGAGCAAAGCUACACCUCUGCAGAGCACACACCAAAAUGUACCAGCUCUGUAGCUGCUUGCUUACAAACCCAUGCAUCAUCCUUCUUUUGAUUAUUACUUCCCAAAAUGUGCCUUCUGGAUGUUGCCUUCAUUAGCAGCACCCUGUUUUCUGUCAUGCACUUUCAGUCUUGAAGAAACAUUUCCAGACAAACCUGAAUACAGGGUGCACCUAAUGUGCUGGGUUUUCCAUGUUAUUUGCAUAAGUGUGCAAUGAACAUUGAGUAAGUUGAGACAUUUUCCCACCAAUUUCUCCUUGUUUUCCCACCUUGAUCCUUUUCAUGUCUAAUUAACUUAGGUCCAGCUUUGGCAACCUCCUGUCUUUUAAACCUCAAUAAGCCAUUGGUCAGAGAUGAUGUGCAGCAGAGGAAGGGAAGCAGAGGGGUCAGCUAACAGCCACAUCUCAUCCAGGAACUAGCUUUUGAUGAAGGAGGCUGCAAAGGGAAGAGAUCAUGUAGCCUAGCUCAGAAAAAAAAGAAAAGAAUCCCUCCUCCCUUUCUGGGGAAGCUUGGAAGGAAACUUUGACGGGGAUUCUUUCUUGAUGACCUUAUCAAACCAAGAUGCAGUCCUAGAAGAUAUGAGAGUAAGUUGUUUCCAGGCUGACAUUCCCCAUCUGAGCAGAACAUCUGCAGCUCAUCUGGGCAUAUGUGAGGCAACUUGCAGUGCCAAAACACUUCUGAGAACGUGCCAGGGGAAGAAUUAACACUGAUGCUUGUGGCCCUGGAGCACUUUGCUUAUCAGAGAAAAGAUCUUUGGGUUUUUUUCCAGAGUUGUGGCUUUUCUUUCUCUCACACCGCUCCUUGGUUGCCAUGUGAAUCUGAUAAAUUGAAAUCUGAUAAAGAGCCUGGUCCUCAAAGUUUUGCCGAUUUUUUUCUCUCCAUUGCUGAAAUGCUGGCAAAGGGAAACCCCUCUGGACCCUCUUUUUCUCCAGUCUAGGAGGAAGUGGGAGAAGGCAGCACAACAUGACUCCAUGCCAUGUGUGAAGCCUCCAAUUUGCUUACAGGAGCAGUGGAGGUGACUGCUGAGGUCUGGUCCACAUCUGGCAUGCUCUGUCCAGGGGGAUGGGAUGUUGUGGAUGGGGGUCAUGCUCAAGCUGAUCUGCAGUUUGAUCUCUAAACCCUGCAUCAGGGCCACUUUCAAUGCUUGAUUUACAGAGAUCCAUGUAAAGGAGAUGCAGAUAUAAACUCAUCUCAUAACUGUCCUUGGGAGUGUUGGAAGAAGCUCAGGUUUUGUCCUCAUACCCCCAAAAGUCUUGGAAAGUGGAAACCCUGUUGCCCAAACCCACUGUCUCCAUAAAAGUCAGAGUCAACACCUAACUUUGGAUACUGAAAUUUGGUACUGAAAUACUCCCACAUUUCCAUCUAUCUCAAUUUCAAUAAUUUUGGGUUUGGGUAGCAUAGGGUGGGAUUUUCACCCCUUUCUUCAGUUUUGGGGAUUUUUCCCCUCUACUGAGCCUUUGCGAUGUUUGACCAGCCUUCACAAUCACAUGAAAUGCUGAUUUUCUUAAAAAGGCAAUGGGGCUGCCUAUGGGCAGAGAUCUGGAGGGGAACAGAAACAAACUGCAGUGCAGGACAGGGGCAGUUUGUGAGGAAGGAUGUGGGAGUUUUACUGGAUUUUGCCUUUUUAAGAGAAUUAUUUUCUGCUGGCAGAAAAUGUAUUUUUUUAAAGAAAGCUGUUUACUUUUUUAAGCCUGUACAUAGAUGAAACAUUACGGCUAUCACCUACUGUCAAAGUUACUGUCUUUGCAGCACUGUGGUAAAUUUAAAACCCAAUGUGACAAUCCAUUUGAAGACUGCAAGAUUUCCUUGUGUAAUCUCACACUAGCUGCUAGCUAAACUAGUCUUAGCAAAAGCUGGCAAAUACUGUUGCUGUGUUAGUCUGUGUUUUUAAAGAACCUGCAGCAUUGUAAGGCUUUGUGAUUACUCACAAUAUAAUAAAGCGAUUUGGAGGAGAAUAAA
This is a messenger RNA of Haemorhous mexicanus (house finch), 3913 nucleotides long. RefSeq names its product tsukushi, small leucine rich proteoglycan (gene TSKU). NCBI's taxonomy places the organism in Eukaryota, Metazoa, Chordata, Aves, Passeriformes, Fringillidae. Gene Ontology annotation, cellular component: extracellular matrix. Gene Ontology annotation, molecular function: protein binding. The record is from RefSeq and is a predicted model, not a curated record. Bases 517 to 1575 code for a protein of 352 amino acids. The transcript has 4 exons.